Molecule: messenger RNA, 912 nt
Organism: Dermatophagoides pteronyssinus (European house dust mite)
Lineage: Eukaryota; Metazoa; Arthropoda; Arachnida; Sarcoptiformes; Pyroglyphidae
Source: RefSeq, a predicted model, not a curated record
UUUAAUUAUUAUUACUUUGGUUUUUUUUUCUCUCAAGAUCAAGGUUUUUUUUCUGUCUUUGAUAGAUUGUUCCAUCGAUAUGAUUCAUUCAUUCAUUGGGAUUGUUUCGUUCAAUCAAUCAACUACAAUCCACAUUAUGGAACAUCGACAACAUUUUCAUCAUCAUCAAAUGUCAUCAUCACCAACAACAAUAACAAUGACAUCAACAAUUGCAGCAGCAAAAUUAGAUGCUCAACGUUCAAUAUCAUCAAUGUCAACACAUUCAAAUGAUUCAUAUUUAUUACAACGUGCUAAUGGUGUUAAUGGUAUUUAUGAUCGUGGACGGUCACCAUCACCAACAGAAUUUUUUCGUACAAAACUGGAAAAUUAUAAUCAUAUUUGGAUACGUGAACAUGAAUUGAAUGAAUUCAUUCAUAAUGGUAUACAAAAAUUUCUUGAUAAACAAGCUGUUCGUGAUUUAAUUCAUGCAUAUGAUUUGGAUGAUAUUUUCAUUAAUGGGGAGGAACAUUUUUUCGAAAAUAUUUACAAUGAAUUUGAUAUUAAUAAUGGUAAUAAUGGCAAUUAUCAGGUAUUGGAUGAUUCUCGAAUAAAUGCUCGUGGAAAAUUUUCCAAAUUGAUCGAUGUUUAUAAUAGUCAAAUGAUGAAAGCAGCAAAUGUUUAUCCGAAAAAAUUUGUUGAUAAACAACAAAAACUACAACAACAACAACUGCAGCAGCAAAAACAACGACAACAACAACAAUUGGUUGCUGUACAUUGGAGAAAGAAUAGAAAAAUUAUUGGAUUUUUUACAACAAUUUUAAUACAUAUGUUUGGUAUAAAAACUAGACAUUUAGCACAUCAACGUCGUGAAAGUGAUCAAUUGAAUGCAAUGUUAGAAAAACAAUCAAAAGAAAAUCAACAGAAUAAUUGAAU